AAAUCGAUAAUUCUACUGUCAUCAUCUUGAUCAGGCUGGUAUUCGGAAUAUGUGUGUCUCCUGAACAAGACUAUCCAAUUGACCAUACAGAAGACCUGCCACCAGCAACUUCGUGAGCAGGAUGGCAAACCCCCGAACCGGUCUCUCAUCAUUCUCCUCUCUCCUCUUCAGACGAACCGUUCGUGUACGUUCCUCGCAGCGAAUAUUCCCCGGGUUUCAGACGUGUCGUCGACAUCAAAGCACUGACACUGAGCGCGCGCGAUCAAACGAUGACAUCCCCUCUCCGUCCUCCGAACCACCACCGCAAGAUCUUUCAUACCUGAACCCAUCACCGGACGAUUACUCCCGCUUCAUAUUCCAGGACAAAUGCCGCUCGGUCAUGUUCGCAGGGUCCGGAGGACAUGGGUGUGUUGCGUUUCUACGAGAGAAAUAUAUCGAGGAGGGUCCCGCGAACGGCGGCGACGGAGGUAGUGGCGGGGGUAUCUACAUCCAAGCGAUCGAGAACAUGACCAGUUUGCAUAAACUGGCGCGCAGAGGUGUCAUCAGGGCUGAAAGAGGGAAGAAUGGUCGCGGAAAGAGCAAAGGAGGGAAGCGAGGAGAGGAUGUUCUGAUCCAGGUCCCCGUUGGAACGGUAGUCCGGGAGGUAUCCCGGUAUGAUCCUGUCGCGGAGGAAGAGAUCAAUCAUAAAAUGCGGAGGAAACCAAAGGUCGAGGAGGAUGUGGAUGAGAUGGAUGAGAUGGGACUAUCGUCUAUUCGCCAUGACCGCUGGGUGCUGUAUCCCGGUGCCAAACCGUCGGAUUUCUUGACGACGGUGUUUCCGGAUAAUCCGCCUCGGCGGCCGCAGAUUGCUGCGUUGGAACCCAAGGCGCCGAUUCAUCUUGAUCUCUCGAGGCCUAUGGACAAACCGAUCUUGUUGGCUGCUGGAGCUGUUGGCGGAUUGGGAAACCCUCACUUUGCUUCUCGUACAAACACCAAGCCGAAUUUCGCAUCUAGGGGCGAGGGUGGUGUUCGUUUGGAACUGGACUUUGAAUUGAAACUACUGGCAGACGUGGGGUUGGUAGGAAAACCCAAUGCCGGAAAGAGUACGCUACUCCGGUCAUUGACCAACAGUCGCACGCGAAUCGGAGACUGGGAGUUCACCACGCUCUCCCCGAGUAUCGGAACUGUGGUUAUUGAUGACUUCAAAGGGAGACCGCUGGUUGAGAGCAAGUCGAAGCGAACCAAGUUCACGAUCGCGGACAUCCCAGGUUUGAUCGAAGAUGCGCAUCUGGACCGUGGUCUGGGACUGGGAUUUUUGCGUCACAUCGAGCGAGCAGGUAUUCUUGCUUUCGUGGUUGAUCUCAACGCCGGAGACCCCAUCCAAGGGCUCAAUAACUUAUGGCACGAGCUCCGCGAAUACAAACAGGUCCGCGACACUGAGCAGGCCUCGGAGGACGACACAACUUCAUUCGAUCUAUCAACACAUGGCCUCCCAGAGCUCGAAGAAGAACGACAAGAGAUGCGCGCGUCUAAGUCUAUGGACGGUCCCAUUAAUGUCUCAUUCGGUCCCAAAGACCCCCUUCCCUCUCUCGAACACCCGCCUAUCCAUACGAAGCCAUGGUUCGUCGUGGCUACCAAGGCUGAUCUGCCAGAGACUCAGCAGCGAUACAAGGAGCUACGGGAGUAUCUAUCGGGCAUUGAGAAGGGCGAGAUUGAGCACCCUUGUGGACAGCAGGAUGGAUGGAAAAAGAAGCUGGUUACUGUUCCUGUGAGCGCGAUUAGAGGGCAGGGUGUUGAUCGCAUUCCGAAGUUGGUUAUGGAGUUUUUGGAUUGAGCAAGCUAUAUAUAUGCAUUCACGGCGUUCAGUGGACGGAUACAUGACCAGUCUUUGUUAUGAUACAUUUUGUAUAUUAUUUAAAAGCCAAACUGAAUGAUGUACGAUAGUUCUUUGAAUUUGUUUACUUUGUGGUUGAGCCCUGAAUGGAAGUCAUAGAAAGGAAUAGUUAUCGGU
This is a messenger RNA of Aspergillus glaucus CBS 516.65, 1990 nucleotides long. Its product is annotated as GTP-binding protein Obg. The record is from RefSeq and is a predicted model, not a curated record. The transcript has a single exon. Gene Ontology annotation, cellular component: mitochondrion. Lineage: Eukaryota; Fungi; Ascomycota; Eurotiomycetes; Eurotiales; Aspergillaceae. Bases 122 to 1813 code for a protein of 563 amino acids. Gene Ontology annotation, molecular function: GTP binding; GTPase activity.